Molecule: messenger RNA, 1842 nt
Organism: Vicia villosa (hairy vetch)
Lineage: Eukaryota; Viridiplantae; Streptophyta; Magnoliopsida; Fabales; Fabaceae
Product: actin-related protein 4
Exons: 20
Coding region: 272-1609 (445 amino acids)
Biological process (GO): regulation of transcription by RNA polymerase II
Cellular component (GO): SWI/SNF complex; NuA4 histone acetyltransferase complex
Molecular function (GO): chromatin binding
Source: RefSeq, a predicted model, not a curated record
AAAAAUGACGAUGCCAGUAGCAAUUCGCGUGGGUUUAUCGAAAAACAGUAGCCCGUAAAAUGCAUAUACCCUAGCUUUUCUUCUUCAAAUCGCGCGCGCUUCUCCUCCUCCUUCGCCGGCAACCACCGCGGCGGCGUACUUCGUCAUCGGAGUCUCACUCCCACCCACCUCUCUCUUGAAAUCAUAGAAACAGAAAUCUCCAAAACCGUAAAUUUCAGAACUAAGUAAUAAGCCCUAAUUCUCCCGUCGAGUUCACGGGACUGUUACAGUCAUGUACGGCGGCGAUGAAGUUUCAGCUAUUGUGAUUGAUCUGGGUUCACAUACCUGUAAAGCUGGUUAUGCCGGAGAAGAUGCUCCUAAGGCCGUGUUUCCUUCUGUUGUUGGAGCUAUUGAUCAAAUGGAUGUUGAUGAAUCGGAUGAUCCUGAAAAGAACUCUGGCUCUGGUGAAUCGAAGAAUAAUAGUAGAAAUGUUGAGGGUGAUAAAGCCAAGGGAAAGAGAAAAUUGUAUGUAGGAUCUCAGUCCUUGGGCUACCGAAGAGAUUUUAUGGAGGUACUGUCUCCACUGAAGGAUGGACUUGUUGCUGACUGGGAUAUCGUUGACAGCAUUUGGGAUCAUGCCUUCAGUAGGGAGUGCCUAUUGAUUGAUCCUAAAGAACAUCCCAUGCUCCUGGCAGAGCCUUCUUCAAAUGCUCCACAACAGAGAGAAAGGGCAGCGGAGCUCAUGUUUGAGAAAUACAAAGCACCUGCACUAUUUUUGGCAAAAAAUGCUGUUCUGACUUCUUUUGCAUCAGGACGUGCCACAUCAUUAGUUGUUGAUAGUGGUGGAGGAUCUACUACAGUUGCACCGGUUCAUGAUGGCUAUGUUCUUCAGAAGGCUGUGGCAACCUCUCCAAUCGGAGGAGAAUUUCUUACAGACUGCUUGAUGAAAAGCUUGGAAAGCAAGGGUAUUGUGAUGAAACCUAGGUAUUCCUUUAGGAGGAAGGAAAUACGCCCUGGAGAGUUUCAGACUGUAGAUUUGGAUUUUCCAAAUACAACUGAAAGCUACAAACUCUACUCCCAGAGGGCGAUUGCUAGUGAUAUCAAGGAAUGUGUGUGCCGCGCUCCAGAUACUCCAUAUGAUGAGAGUGCAUAUUCUAACAUCCCAACGACCUCGUAUGAGCUUCCUGAUGGCCAGACAAUUGAAGUUGGAGCUGACAGAUUUAAGAUUCCAGAUGUUCUUUUCAAUCCAUCCCUGGCUCAGUCAAUUCCAGGCAUGGAGAGCUUUGCUGAAAUUGCUCCUUCAGUUCGUGGGCUUCCUCAGAUGGUUAUUGAGAGCAUUAAUAAGUGUGAUGUUGACAUUCGAAGAGAAUUGUUUAGUAGCAUACUGCUUGCUGGCGGCACAGCUUCAAUGCAACAACUGAAGGAACGCCUUGAGAAAGAUUUGCUAGAGGAAUCCCCUCAGGCUGCUAGAGUAAAGGUAUUGGCCAGUGGUAAUGCUACUGAAAGGAGGUUUAGUGUCUGGAUAGGUGGCAGUAUACUGGCUUCUCUUGGUUCCUUCCAACAAAUGUGGUUCUCCAAAUCCGAGUAUGAAGAGCAUGGAGCUUCAUAUAUCCAAAGGAAGUGUCCUUGAAUUGCGAUUGGUACGUGGAUCUUGCCACUGAUCUCUAUCUUGGUUUUAUCAUGUUGACCUCAAGAUGAAUCACAAUCUAAUUAUUACUGUAAUCUAUUCUGAUGUGGAGUGUGCUUAGAGUCUGUAAUAUUUUCUUAUUUAACAAAUUGAGUUUCACUUCUGUGUAAAUUUAAUUUAACCGGGCAUGAGAAUUGCCAUUUACAUAUAAUUAUUGAGUAGUUUUAUUUGAUAAA